AUGAUUACUAACUUUAUAAUUUUAGUAUAUUUGGCAUCGUGGACCUUGUUCAUUCUAAUGAUGAUAUUGAUUGGAUAUCUAAUCGAUAAAUCAUUUAGAUUAGCUUCAAUAUCUCCUUAACUUAACAACAAAACACCAGCUGAAACAACUUUUGCAAUUCAACCGAUUACAUCAAAAAUAUAAAAUCAAACUAGAACAUAAUAAAUAAUUAGGCUUGAAAACAAUGAAUUAGAUGAUUUUUUUAAUAAUCCAGGAGAUAAUUCACCAAAUUUGAAUUAAGAUGAUUAAUUUUAUAGCAACGCGGAGAGAAAUAUCACAGAAUAAAAUUCUCCAGUUCGUUUAACAGUAGAAUCUAAACAGAUGUAAUCUCCCAGAACGAAUAGAACACCCCAAAGAUCGAAUACGUUAAGAAGAACUAUUUUGAGAAAACCAACAAUUGGUACAUAUGAGGGAAUAGAUACUAUAUAGACUACGAAUAGGAAAAGUUUAAGGACUUCUCGAAGAGGAUUAUCAUAAGUUCAAAAUGAUCGAAGUAGUGUGGGUGAUUCUACUCCCAGAUCAACAAAUCAAAAAUAAUUAUAAAAUUAACCAAGAAUUUCCCAGUUUAGUAUUCUUGGAAAGCUUGAACCGAUCUAAUAAGAUCCAAAUUAUAUUAUACCAAAACCAGAAAAUGAUAUUUAUGUAUAAAUUGAAAUAAAAAUAGAAAUGUCAUUAAUUUAGUAAAAUAUUUUAUUCGCAUAAAGAGGGGAUUUCACGAAUAUUUAUGCUCUUUACAAUAUAUUUUCGAUAAUUAAUUUGUUUGGAUGUGUCAGGAGUGCUUUUACGUUAUCUUCCAAAUCUCAAUUUUUGGAUCAUUAUUGCAAUAACAACAAGCUCUUGUUUGA
This is a messenger RNA of Paramecium octaurelia, 884 nucleotides long. The record is from the annotation of a GenBank genome assembly. Lineage: Eukaryota; Ciliophora; Oligohymenophorea; Peniculida; Parameciidae.